GUGAUGAAUAAUUCUAACAAUGAUACGAUUAAAAAGUUGCAACUGAAGACGUCAACCUUCAAAAGAGAGUAACGUGGAAGAAAUGACUUGUGAUUAUUAAUGUUUACAGACUGAUUCAUCCACAUAGUGAUAUAAAGUACAAGGUUGACUUUUUAUUAAAUUCUGUUUUAUCAACUGCUGUAUACUAUUAAAAUGGAAAGCAAGAAAUACAUAAUAAAAACUGUAAUUCAUGCAGGAACCAAAACUAUUAAUUUUGUACCUGGAACUAAAGUACUCUUUCAUUUUAAAACAACAAAAUGUGAUCCGGGAAAAACAUUAAUAGAUGAUAGCAAGGCAAUGGGAAAUCCGAUGGAACUUGUCUUAGGAAAACAAUUCAAACUUGAAGUAUGGGAGAAUAUUAUACAGAAAAUGGCACUGAAUGAAGUGGCUUGUUUUAGAAUUGACAAAAGUUUAGUUGCAGCAUAUCCUUUUGUAUCUAAAACUUUGAGGGAAGUCGCAAAACCACAAUCACAGAAGCGUAGCUAUCAUUGCUGUGGUAUUGCUUUACAAAAUGAUGGAAUUGGAUACAACGAUUUGAAUGAACUUAUCAAGUGUCCUCAAGAUUUAGAAUUUACAAUUGAACUUGUUAAGGUGAUCUUACCUGAUGAAUAUGAAAAAGAGACAUGGCAAAUGACUGAAGAUGAGAAAUUGAAAAGUAUUCCAGACAUAAAAGAGAAAGGAAAUGCAUUAUAUAAACAAAAAAAUUAUGAUCUUGCAUGUGAGAUGUAUGCUAAAGGCAUUGGAAUAUUGGAACAAGUUAUGCUUGGUGAAAAACCAAAUGAAGAAGAAUGGUUAGCUUUAAAUCGUUUGAAAACCCCAUUGCUUCUAAAUUAUGCACAAUGUAAAUUAAUUCAAAAGGAAUAUUAUGCAGUUAUUGAACAUUGCACAACAGUACUUAAACAUGAUCCAGAUAAUGUAAAAGCAUUAUAUAAGAGAGGUAAAGCAUAUAUAGGUGCAUGGGAUAAAGAAAACGCCAUUAAAGAUUUAACAAAAGCUGUUGAAUUGGAUCCUACGUUACAAAAUACAGUUGAAAGGGAGUUACAAGCAUUUUCUGCAGCUAUUAAAGAAAACGAUCAAAUAGAAAAGAAGAAAUUAUUAAAACUAUUUCAAUAAAUGUAUAUAAAAUUAUUUAAAUUAUAUAAAUAGAAAGAUAAAAUUAAUAAAUAAAUAAACAAAUAUAUAUAUAUGCAUGUAUAUAC
Messenger RNA from Bombus pyrosoma, 1238 nucleotides. RefSeq names its product AH receptor-interacting protein. The coding region runs from base 193 to 1152 and encodes 319 amino acids. The transcript has 7 exons. NCBI's taxonomy places the organism in Eukaryota, Metazoa, Arthropoda, Insecta, Hymenoptera, Apidae. The record is from RefSeq and is a predicted model, not a curated record. Gene Ontology annotation, molecular function: protein binding; peptidyl-prolyl cis-trans isomerase activity.